Meloidogyne enterolobii is the source of this 329-nucleotide messenger RNA. Lineage: Eukaryota; Metazoa; Nematoda; Chromadorea; Rhabditida; Meloidogynidae. The record is from the annotation of a GenBank genome assembly.
UGCAUUCGGUGAGUUGCAGCUAGUUAUAGUUACAUGUGGACUUUCUAUUUUUAUUGCCCUAAAGAUUCCUUUCCAAGGCAUGUGGAACUUUUUUGAAGUCCCAACUCUCCCGGCAUAGUUUCUUAGAAGUACUCUAUCCCCUACAGUUAUGGUGGGGUUCCUCAGCAAUUUAUCGUAUUGUUCCUUAGACUUUAAUUGGGCUUUCUUAUUUUCAUCUGCUGCUAUUUCCCAAGCUUUUCUUAGCGAUGUGACUAGCUUUUGCUUAAAUUCUGAUAUGUCAUUGGUUACCAUAGAAUUUACUGAUGGGUCAAGGAUUUGAUCUAUGCAAA